CGUGCCCCACCAUUACCUCAUCCUUUGUGAUAAAAAGUGUCUCGCCGGGUUACAUCUGAAGUCUCGCAUUACUCUGCAAUCCUGUUUACCACCCCCAACGGAAGAAGAAACCACAUCAGAAUACGCAAGCCAACCACACACAAGACCCUCACCAUGUCUUCCGCAGCCAUCCCCACCUCCACGGCCGUCGUGGAAUCGACUGUCAUCCGGGCCCCGCUGGCUCACGUUUGGCAUUACAUCAAGCUCCAGGACUUCUCCAAAUUCUGGUCCGCCAUCACCAAAAGCGAAACCGUCAAAGGCGCAAGCGAAGAGGCGGACGUCUUCAAAUGGAGCUUCAAAGACGGGACAGUGCUGGAGGUUAAGCAGGAGGAGCAUAGCGCCAUCCACCACUACAUCACCUACAGCAUCAUCACCGCCCAGCCGGAGCUGACGUACUCGUCUGUUUUGAGCACGAUUCGCUGCUACGCCGUGACGAGCGGAGAGGCGGAGGGGAGCACGUUUGUUGAGUGGACGGGGAAUUUCUCGAGUGAUGCUGAUGCUGGUGUCAUCCAAGAUGCAAAGUUCAAGCGGCGUGAGGCUCUGGCCGAUUUGGCAAAGGCUGCUGCGAAGAAGUAGACGCGAAUGAGGUCAAUGCCACAAGAGCUGGGAACUUGAAGGAGAGAAGAGACCGUCUCGCCGAAGAUAAUGUCGUGGAAGAUCAGUGAGACGGGAAAAGUUCAAGAGUCAAGAGGCAGAUAGAAGGAUAACGCAAAUCAUACUGCAUACACCCCCAC
This is a messenger RNA of Neohortaea acidophila, 773 nucleotides long. RefSeq lists its product as uncharacterized. The coding region runs from base 154 to 615 and encodes 153 amino acids. The transcript has 5 exons. NCBI's taxonomy places the organism in Eukaryota, Fungi, Ascomycota, Dothideomycetes, Mycosphaerellales, Teratosphaeriaceae. The record is from RefSeq and is a predicted model, not a curated record.